Molecule: messenger RNA, 2217 nt
Organism: Dracunculus medinensis (Guinea worm)
Lineage: Eukaryota; Metazoa; Nematoda; Chromadorea; Rhabditida; Dracunculidae
Source: the annotation of a GenBank genome assembly
GAAUUUUUAAGGAUGGCAUGGGUGCAAAAUCGAAAGAAUUUUGAGCGUUUAAUAGAUUCCGCAGAAUAUAUGAACGCCGUUUAUGGUAGUCCGCUGGCUUAUUUAAAAGAAAAUGAACAAGUGAAAUUUGUAACUGAACGAGAAUACUACGGUGAUUUAGGAUAUGGAGAAUGUUUUAAUUCAACGUCUUCUGGAACUCAAUGUGAAAUAAUAACUGGAGAAUUUAAUCCAGAUUUAUUACCAUACGACAAAAAAAUGGCCUGGCAUCUUAAGGAAUUUUGUUAUAAAACAUCCGCACAUGGAAUUCCAAUGAUUGGAAGAGCACCAAACAAAAUAUACAGGGGAGUAUGGAUUUUAUUGUUUUUGGGAUGCCUAGUAAUGCUUUACUUAAAUGCUAUAAGCGUGCUCGAUAAGUAUCAUCGAAACGAAAAGAUCGUCGAUAUUCAAUUGAAAUUUGUAGAAUUAUUACGCUCUCAAAAAAUAUUUGCAGAUAGCGCACCGUUUCCGGCAAUAACUUUAUGCAAUUUAAAUCCGUAUAAAGUUAGUCAAGCAAAAAAUGUCGAUAUGGUCCAGAGGACGCUAUCCGCAUUCAAUGGUGCAAUGAAUAAAGCAAGCGGUGAUUCGGCGAUAUCAAAUCAGCAGAGGAAAAAAAGAUUUACAAAACUGAAUUUGAAAACAUCACUUUUUGAGCCAGGCUAUUCGAAAUGUGAAUGCCCUCAAAAUCAGAAUGGUGCAGAAUGUGAAGGCGAAAAAUAUAAAAGCGAAGAACCUAAGAAUGCUGACGAAAAAUGUUUAUGUGCCUUUGAUAGAAAUACGAAUGAUGCUUGGCCUUGUUAUUUGGCAGACCAAUGGGUACAAGAAAUAUGCGAAAAUUGCGAUUCUCGAGCUUUUUGCUCUCGAAGUAAGUCUUUAUAUUUUUUCUUUAAAGGAAAUCUUUCCUUAAUCAUUUUCCUUAAUAAAAGCAGAAAUAAUAGCUUUUUAGCUUCGAAAGAAAGAGAGAAUGUAAGUCCAUGCCUAUGCGCUCCAUCUGGUAAAUUUUGCGUUGCUUAUGAUGGAAAAUCGUCAAUACUUGAAAUUUGGCAAUAUCUAGCCGGUGGUGCGCCAACAGAAGAUCCAGCUUUCCUCGAAGCUAUGGGCUUUGAAGGAAUGACUGAUGAAGUGGCAAUAGUGACAAAGGCAAAAGAAAAUAUCAUCUUUGCGAUGGCAGCUUUGUCGAUGGAAGAGAGAAAACAACUAUCGACAACUAAACGAGAACUUGUCCAGAAAUGUUCAUUUAAUGGUGUUGCAUGUGACAUUGAAAAUGAUUUUUUAACGCACGUUGAUCCUAAUUUUGGUUCAUGUUUUACAUUUAACCAUAAUCGAUCGCAUCAUCUCACAAGUAUACGUGCAGGCCCUAUGUAUGGUUUACGUAUGUUAGUCUACGUAAAUGCAUCUGAUUAUAUGCCAACUACGGAGGCUACUGGAAUCAGAUUAACAAUUCACGACAAGGAAGAUUAUCCUUUCCCCGAUACUUUUGGCUAUUCAGCUCCCACAGGAUACAUUUCUUCUUUCGGACUUAGAUUGCGACGAAUGACUCGUUUACCAGCUCCAUACGGUGAUUGUGUACCAGACGGUAAAACUUCUGAAUACAUUUAUAAGAAUUACGAAUAUUCAGUUGAGGGUUGCUAUAGAUCUUGUUUUCAACAAUUGGUGCUUAAAGAUUGCAAAUGUGGUGAUCCGCGAUUUCCUGUUCCUGAUGGCCACGUUCAUUGCGAAGCAGCGAAUCCUGUUGCCAGGAAGUGCUUAGACGAGCGAAUAAAUGAAUUAGGCGGACUUCAUGGAAGCUUUCGAUGCAGAUGUCAGCAGCCAUGUAAACAAGCAAUGUACUCGGUUACAUACUCUCCGGCUAAAUGGCCAUCUCAAUCACUUCAAAUUCAACUUGGCUCAUGUAAUGGAACUCCAACUGAAUGUAAUCAACAUUAUAAAGAAAAUGGAGCAAUGAUAGAAGUUUUUUACGAGCAACUCAAUUACGAGAUGUUAACGGAAUCUGAAGCGUACGGCUUGGUGAAUUUAUUGGCCGAUUUUGGUGGACAAUUAGGUUUAUGGUGUGGAAUAAGUUUUCUCACCUGUUGUGAAUUUGCAUUUCUAAUAUGCGAAACAGCUUAUAUGGCAGCACAAUACAAUUAUACAUUAUGGAAGAAAAAAAAAGCCGAAAAAGAAAAAGCUCGCCAAAUUUAA